AUGACAUGUAAGGAGAAGUUGCCCGAGUUGGCAGCCACUCCUGCGAUUCACCCUACGCUUCAGAGCAACAUCGUCAAGGGAGCUUACCCAAGUCCUCCGAGUUCACCACCGCGAGCGGAGACCAAAAGCAUCAAUCAUGAAAAGGCAUCUCAGAAGGCAAGCGACCUCACUGACGGGUCUUGGACAGUACCCUGCCCAUCAUCGACGUCCCAAAAGGGACAGCUGGAAGAGAACAGCGAAGCCCCGAACGCGCGAAGCCUGAGUGAUAGGCUUGGUCUCGAAAACUGGCGGUGUGGAGGUCUUACUCUCAAUAAAACACCUUGUUUGAUCAAUAUCCCCAAGGCAAAUCGCAGUAAAAUCCAUCAAUUGGUCGAAUCCAUGAGCUCCCUUCCUGAAUCGUCCGACGGGCUAGAAGCCAAGCUCGAUGGACUGGCAAAGCUUGUACAUUGUCGAUAUCAUAAAGUUGGCAAAGCCAGAGAUCUUCGAAUAUCGCAAUGGAGGAUGGAGUUUCCCAGAGAGCUCAAUGGUACAAAAGCGACAGUUAUCACUGUUGAACAGCAAAUCAGAGAUAUGAUAGGCAGCGUUGCCAUUACGUGCAUCGCUGAAGUGGACCCUGGAAUGCCGUGCGAACAACGGAUUGGGGGUCAAAAGGUUCAAAAUUGCUGGAGGUCUAUUGAUGAAAUUGUGAAGCCAGAGGUUUAUUUCCACACCCACAACCUGAACGGCCUUCUAAAAGUACUCGAAACGAACAUGUACUGCAGCACGCAUGAGGCUGAAGCGUUAAAGUAUACAAUGCAGUGGAAGUCGAAAAUUGAUAAGAUCACGGGCUUUAUUGCGGAGGCGACCUCCACAGAGAAAGCGCCGCAAACGUUAGAUUUGGAUUUUAGCCGUGGACCUGCCGGGUUUUGGCCAAUAACCAAUGAUGACAGUGCGUUCGAGGUUAUUGACAGAUGCAACAAAUCCAUUCCGCCCGCCACUGAGAUUCCAAUAUAUAUUGGUAUUCAGAAGGUACUAAGCAACCAUUCCCCCGACGUACAAGAUGGAUUCGUGUACAUCUUUGAAGUAGCCGGAAAUAAAGGGCUAGUCAAAAUUGGGUAUACUGGUGCUUCAGUCGAAGAGCGGCUAUCAAGGUGGAGCUUCGAUUGUAAUAGACAAGCAGUGCUUCUAUACCCACUUGGCAAUGGUCUCAAAGUCCCCAAUCCCCGUCGCAUUGAGAGCCUAUGCCAUGCAGAAUUGAAGCACUGCAGGAUUAAGAUAUAUUGCCGCGUUUGUUCAAAGCAGCAUAUCGAGUGGUUCGAAACAUCUCCUCAAAAGGCUAUCGCGGUGGUUCAGAAGUGGUCCCACUGGAUGAGGAAACGACCAUACGAAGAAAGAGUAUUGAGGAAGGGCAGCAAAUGGUAUCUUAAAGAAAUUGAAGCGAAGAAAAUUCUUGCCAUACAAGAAUUUAUGGACACGGUAGCCGCUGACUCCGCACUGCAACUUGAGGAGUCAGGUGCGCUGGAAAAUGAAGACUCGAUACCGCCGAGCCGUGGGUACGAUUCAGCUUGUCAUACACGCCUUCGCCAAGUUGGCGGUCUCAAUGUAAAUGAAUCAAUAGAAGCUUAG
Messenger RNA from Neoarthrinium moseri, 1605 nucleotides. RefSeq lists its product as uncharacterized. The transcript has a single exon. Bases 1 to 1605 code for a protein of 534 amino acids. NCBI's taxonomy places the organism in Eukaryota, Fungi, Ascomycota, Sordariomycetes, Amphisphaeriales, Apiosporaceae. The record is from RefSeq and is a predicted model, not a curated record.